ACUAUUUCACUUCUGGGACUUCAGCAUCUCCAACGUGCUCUCAUCUCCUCAUUUUAGAUGGAUUUGUAUGUUACACGUGCGUAAUUACAGUGUUAUUUAGUUGUUGAAAUAUUUUCUCUUGAAAAGUGAGCUGCUUGUAUACUUAACAAAUUGUUUUAAUAAUUCCCUUUUGCCGAAAGCUCAGGAGCUGGCUCUUAUGCCUGAUGUUUUCAAAGUGGGAUAAUUUCUAUGGAUCAAAAUGAAGUGCUGCUGAAGAAUGGAGCAGCGUGAGCAGCAGUGAUGGUUUUCUAUUGCACUGUAAGUGCUGUUGUGUGCCAGAAGACUCUUUACUAAGUGCUGCUUAUUAAAGAAGCCUUGUUGCUUAAGUGUCUAGAAAGCGGUUUAAAAAUACUCAUGCAUGAAAUGUAGUGCUGGUCACUUGCACUGUAGAAAUCAAGGAUUAGGCAAGCUAGAGCAUUCAUGUAACAUCAUUGGCUUUAUUUUCUAAACAGAAUGCAUUUUGCAUUUGAAAUUACUCUUAGAAAUUUUGCUGAUUAGUUUCUUGACCUGAGUGUUUACUCAAGUAUUUACUCAUUUGUGGCAGUAAAUGUUACCUGCGCUUUCUAAGGUAAUUACAGUUUAAAACUCCUCACUCUUCAGUUUAAAGAUCCAGGGAUCAUAUUUUUUCUUUCCCUUUACAGGAAAAGGGAAGCUUUAAAAGUAUCACUGUAAAACACUAAGCAAAAAGAAAGCACAGAGAAGAAAGAACAGAAAUUACAUUGUGUUGAUAGCUUCGUUUGGAGUGCAUUUCUUUAGUGCAGGGACCCGAGAUCCUUGGUCAUUGGAUUGCUGAUAGCCAAAAUUACAGGCAAUUUAAAUUUCAAACUCACAGUUUUAGAGACAUAUUAGACCAAGACGUGAGCAAUAUUCAAGCUGAAAAGGGAAAUCUAGUUGGAUUUCCUGUCUAGUGAGUGCUUACAAUUUUUUUUCCUCCAGUGUCAUUGCGCUUAAAUAAACACAGACCUCUCUUUUCCACGUCAGUCUAUUCAGAUAAUAAUUAUCUGUGUGUGUUAAUCCUGUUUGAGUGUUUAAUUAGCAAAAAGGGAUACACCCUUGGUUUUUCACUUACUUAAAAAUCCUUCUGGCCCCUGGUGGAAGCCACAGCAUUCUAGACCAGCUAACAGCCCUGACUCUAAGAGGUUUAAGAGCUGUGACAGAUGCCUUGGUACAUGCAAGAUGCAUGUUGCACUGAAACCCUUGGAGUUGAGUAGUGGAUGCAGGCUGUCAAGCUGAUCCACCCACUUCUGCCUGUCUAAACCUUAUUGAGCUGAAAAGAAUUUAGAGAAGGCUUCAAAAGUACAGAAACCGAUGGCUUGAAAAUCUCUUUCCCUGGGGAUACAAAAAUGACAUCAAAAUGAAAAAGAAGGAACACCCACUUAAAAUAGUUGGAAGGUAGCUUUGGGUCUAAAAUUCCAAAUUCCCCAAGAAGUAAAAGAUCUCUUAUUUAUUUGAACCUCAUAUUAAUGCUGGGGGAUGUGUGGUUAGUGAGGGGCACUUUUCAACUUUUUCCUGUACACCUCUUAAAAGCAUUGUUGUGUAAGUGUGCACAUAAUUGUAUUUCAAAACACUCUUCUAGUAAUCAUCUGUUAGAAACUCCAACUCAGCAAGACAUUCAAGCACUUGCUACGUUUUCAGUAUUUGCUUUCAUUCUCACAGGGAAACCUAUUGCCUUUAAGCUCACAGAAAAUGUAGGAGGAAGGAAAUUGUCUUAGUGUAAAUAAAAUAAAAGGUUUUCCUGCCAGCAAACCCUAUGAAGUUAUUUGCUCCAAACCGAUUGUGAAUCCCCCUUCCUUCCAGGAAUGGGGACAACAGACAUUGCUGCCUGACUUCUGCCUUGCUUCUGGGAGCAUUCAGUUUUUGUGGAAACCUUCACACCCACAAUUACAAAAGCAUCUGCAGGUCUUGCUGUGUGUUGGAUUUAUGGCAACUCUGUCACUCAGGCUUUCAGUUACCAUGUAAUGCAGAAAUGUAUUAGCAAAGCACAAGGCAACAUACAUACUCUUUGCUUCUUUAUCUUGGUGUAGCUGAUAUGUCAGUUCUGUGUGUCUCACCUAACACCCAUGAAGAAAUGUAUAGGUGUGUGGAAAUGUACUUCUGCAAGAAGUUGUGAGACUACCAGGGGAUCUAGCCCAGCCAGCAUGGGUUUUAGUCCACUGACACUGCUUUUAGUCCACUCUCCAGAAUGUAUUGUGUAUAUUUAAAUAAUGUCAAUUUUUCAGACAUUCACAAAUUACUUUUAAUGCAGUUUUCUUUAAAUCUUGUAAUCUUGUAGUUAGAGCUUGCAAUUCACUUUUGCAAAGGGAUGAAUUCAACUUCACUGAAGCUGUGUCAUUCAAGUUCAGUGACUUGUGCCUCUCUGCAAGUUAUUAAUUGUAAUAUUUGGUUGUCCUGUGCUAGAAAUGCAUUAUGAAAUUGUGAGAUUAAGGUUUUGUUUUGUUUUGCCUUCAAACUGGGAUAGAAUGUUUGAGUGGUUUAAAAGUUGGCAGUUUCCAUAGGAAUAGGUUAGAGCGAAACGUUUUAAGGAGAUCUGCUACCAAGUAGUCAGUUUAAAUAAUGCUGAGCUCAGAGGUGCUCCAAUAUAAUUAAUGAUAUCACAGUCAAAGUCACUAUCUAUAUAGUUUGGGGCACUUUGCAUGCACUGUAUUGCCUUUCUCUUGGGAAGUUUACAUUUUUAGUAGUCUUAAACAGGGUCCCUAAAAAGAGAGGAGCCCUUGAACAUAGAGUUGCCUAAAAGGACACUGAAGCAGAAGUGGAUGAAGUCGCUUUUUCCCAUUAAGAAGAUGCAAGAUGCAGAGAAAAAGGGCACUAAGAGGAGAGCUGCUGGCAAUCUGAAAUGGUGUGUGUCUGCAAGAGGCAUGUAGAAAGGAAGAUACUGAGUCAAGGUGGAGAUACCAGCAGCCUAGAAGCCAGGCUCAUCCUCUGCUAAGCCUGGAUCCCCUGUUUCCUGGGAGAGCACUCUGAUUCAGGGACUUGUCAAUGGUGACCCCUUCCAUGCGUUGUAGGGAGACCCUCAUUCUACUGCUGCGCACACAUUUCUGGGAAUGCUUCACAGGGUGGAGGCAGAAGCUGAGAAGGAGCUGCCUGCCAUAUGGACCUGGCUGGACUUACAGGACACCGAAGCAUGUUUGAGCAUAUGUCACAAAGUGCAAGCUCAAAGGUAACAGAGAGGAAACUGCGUGGGACUUGUCCUCCUGUUGGUCGUGGAAACUGUGGAAAGCAAUGUGUGAAUGCAAGCAGUUGUAGAUCUUCAUGUUUUAAUGCCCGGAAUGAUUUUCACUCUGUACAUUCAGAACACAGUCCUGUGAAGCCAAGGAUUAUUACAGUGGUGAGACCCUGUGGGCAUAUGCUGAGAAAGAUAACCUUGCUUCUGAACAGGAGAUCAGUGCAGACCUUUGAACAGCUGAUGGCUGACAUUUCAGAAGCUCUGGGAUUUCCACAUUGGAAGAAUGAUCGUGUGAGAAAGCUUUACAGUCUAAGGGGCAGAGAAAUCCAAAGUGUUUCUGACUUCUUCAGAGAAGGUGAUGCAUUCAUAGCUCUGGGCAGGGAGCCCCUUACACUGAAGAACCUGGAAGUGGCAAUACAAGAACUUUGUCCUGAAAAUCCGUAUGCUGCCAGUGCAAUUCAGCAGAACGAGGAGCAGUCCCAAAAACUGAAGAGCAGGCUGUGUGAUAAAGCUUCAAAAGUGGAUGGUGGCUUCGAUGAGGUGGAAAUUGCCAAGACCUGCAGUGAUGCUGUGUCUCCCAAAAUGGUAGCUGGAAAAAAUCAAUCCAAGACGAGGCAAGAAGAAAAAAUGAGAACCAAAAAAAAGUGGACCAGAGGGAGUUGGAAUGGUGAACAAGGAGUGAGGCCUUCUAGAAAAGCUCGAGAAGAUGAGAGGUACCUUAACCAAGAUAGGAGUCCUGAGAAAGGGUUAGAAGAGAGUUCAGUGGAGGUACUGAGGUGUGAGAAGUGUGAACGGGAAAGGCAGGCCAGGCAAAAGUUGCAAAGGGAAAGGCAGGCGGAGGCUUCAUUUGACAGCACAGACCUGAAUGCACGUGCGUGUCAGAGGUACCACGUAGAAAGAAAUGCAAAAAUCAGGAAUUGCCAGAAAGCUUCAGAAAUUCCUCUAGAGGAUGAAGACGUUGGCUGGAAAGAUAACUGCUGUAGGAGGACCUGGAAGCCUCUACAUAGGAGUGUUAAUGAAGGACUGGAAAAACAAAAAAGGAGCAUUGAGAAGGAAAGGGAUCUGGAGAAACAUGAAAACCGUGAGAAGGAAGUAGUAAAAAUAAAGAAGAAUGCUGUAGAAGGGCGUCAGAUAGCUCAUGAAAUGAAGGAAGAAAAUGGAAGUAGCUGUGUAACAAACCAAAGUGGUUGGCUAAUAAAAGACACUCCAAGGGAUGCUGAGAAACCAUCUAAAACGCAUAAGGAUGGUAGAGAGGGACAAAGGGCUAAAGAAGAAUGUGCCAGGAGGGAGGGAAAUGCUGUACAUAGGGAGAGUGACAUGACACGACGAGAGAAAACAGGAGAGCGUAGAUUGAAUAAGGAAGAAAACAAGGCUCAGGGACUGGAAAUCACCAGCCGAAGGCAUGCUAUAAAAAGCAGAACUGAUGUAGAAAACCACUAUGAGAUUGGCAGGACUAUUGGGGAUGGGAAUUUUGCAGUGGUGAAGGAAUGUCGCCGCUGUGACUCAAAUCAGAUAUACGCCAUGAAAAUUGUUGAUAAAUCCAAGCUGAAGGGGAAGGAGGACAUGAUGGAAAGUGAAAUUCUGAUCAUUAGGAGUCUUUCUCAUCCCAAUAUAGUAAGCUUAAUUGAAGUAUAUGAGACGGAGGCUGAGAUCUAUCUAAUCCUGGAGUAUGUCCCAGGAGGGGACUUAUUUGAUGCAAUCAUAGAAAGUGUGAAGUUCACAGAGCACGAUGCUGCUGUCAUGAUCACUGACCUGUGUGAAGCCCUGGUGUAUAUUCACAGUAAGAACAUUGUCCACAGGGACCUCAAACCAGAGAACCUUUUGGUUCAGCACAACGCAGAUAAGUCUACUACACUGAAACUAGCAGAUUUUGGCCUUGCAAAGCUGGUUACAAAACCCAUAUUUACUGUGUGUGGAACACCAACCUAUGUUGCCCCUGAGAUACUUGCUGAGAAGGGCUAUGGGCUCGAAGUAGAUAUGUGGGCAGCUGGUGUGAUCCUUUACAUUCUGCUCUGUGGUUUUCCCCCAUUUCGCAGUCAGGAGCGUGAUCAAGAAGAGCUGUUUCAAAUCAUACAGCUGGGUCACUAUGAGUUCCUUUCCCCAUACUGGGACAAUAUUUCUGCAGCAGCAAAAGACCUCAUUACCAGGCUGUUGAUAGUGGAUCCCCAGAAGCGCUACACAGCACGGCAAGUACUUCAGCAUCCUUGGAUCAGAACAGCUGGAAAAACUAACAACAGAAAUUUGCAAAGGGAAGUAACGAUAAACAUUGAGCGUCAUUUCCGGACCCAGCGCCGGAAGGAGGCUGUGGAUAAAGACACGUGAAAUCAAUGAGUUCAUCUACCCUUCUUUUUUAUUAAUUAAAAAAUUAUUUAUGUUUUCUAAAUGGAUUUGGCCUUUAGUUUAUGGAUUUUGCUGGCAAUUGCUAAUGCCUCUCUUUUGUUUUUGUUGAUUCUGAGAUUCUGAAGAAGGACAGAGGUCAAAUUUGCAUCCACCUCCCUGUAUUUUUACUUGCAAGUGUCUCUGACAGCAGUGGUACUAAAUAUUUCCCAGAAGGUAUCUGUUAUUUUGAACUUAAUGUAUAUCUUUUUUAGAUUACAAAUGUUUCUUUUUGUCUAACUUCAGUGAUGACUGUGAAAUGCUUUCUCUUGUCUCCUUUCAUAUGGCAUCUUCUUUCAUGAGUUCUUCUUUUUGCUUUGAAGUUGUGUUAUGUUUGUAGCAUUGUCAAAAUAGCUGUCUGCUCACACAUUUGGCGCUAAUACUCUGAACUGAUUUCUCACCAGUUCCUGCUAGCAAUUUAGAAGGUGAGAGAAAUAUAAAUAAAUGAAUAAAUAUUUAGCUAUAGGAUAUGUAAGAUAAAAAAUACUAUUUAUUAAGUUGUGAGGGGAAAAAGAAAUCAUUAUAGUUGAAAUUAGCUAUUCUAUGAUAUCUCCCUUGGCAACAUCUUUUCAUGGGGUGUUCUCAGGAUCAGAGUUCUGUUAAACUGCUGUAGUUUGUAUAGUACAAUAGUUUCAGUUCUUUACAAGAAGAAGUGGGAAGAUACCAUGGCUGAUACUGCUUCAAGACUGUAAUACCUUUUACAGUGCUUUUCUUCUGUUCUGGAAAGUGGGAAGUUAAUGGUGCUGAGGAAGCAUUAGUUCUUUUCCCAAAAGUAUAUUUGUAGAAUUUUAACCCAAGCUUUCUUCUCAUACUGAAUUCUUUCUUAGGAACCAUCCACAUGGAUCUGUGACUUUUUCAAGUUGAUGGAGAAUAGAGAGCUGGGAAGCUGCUUCUUUGUCUUAAGUUAGCUCUUACCUUCAUGGUUUCCUUGUUAUCAACACGAUUCACAGUUGAAUUGCUUUUAUACACUUUUCUGUGUAGUUCAACAAACUCCUUUUUUCCAGGUUAUCUUUGAGGACUCUAUCUCCUCAAUUCCACGAGAAUGCACAAUGGUAUGAAAUGACAUUACAAUUCUACUCAGGAAAAACAAUUUCUUGUUAGUCUAUGGGAAGGUUUCCCAAGGUAUGUGUCAAAUGCUUCAUUGCUUAUGUUACUUAUAACUGGAGUUUUUAAGAAGUCUGGUGGGGAACGUUACCAUCCAGAGAAAGACCGUGACCUGGGAGAUCUUUUGAAUCUCAGAACUUUUGGUUAACUAAUCGAAUCAAAAAAGCACUUCAGUUGUCUGAUAACGCUUUGUCCAUGAGUUGUAUGGUAGCAAAUAACACAAUAAAACUACCAAUUCUA
Molecule: messenger RNA, 6922 nt
Organism: Centrocercus urophasianus (Greater sage-grouse)
Lineage: Eukaryota; Metazoa; Chordata; Aves; Galliformes; Phasianidae
Gene: DCLK3
Product: doublecortin like kinase 3
Exons: 6
Coding region: 3128-5524 (798 amino acids)
Biological process (GO): intracellular signal transduction; protein phosphorylation
Molecular function (GO): ATP binding; protein kinase activity
Source: RefSeq, a predicted model, not a curated record